AUGGGGGUUGCCCUUUUAUCCACGGAGGAGCUAAAUCUUAUCCUUCUAGAGUACCGGGACAUGGCUCAAGCCUUUAGUGAGGAGGAAGCGGAUAGCCUGCCGCCUUAUCGGAAUACAGACUGUGCCAUUGAGUUAAUCCCAGGGGAAAGACUUCCCAAAGGGAAAUUGUAUACCAUGAGCCCGGCAGAGAGACAGGAGCUCAGAAAGUUCAUAGAUAAGAACUUGGAGAGGGGCUUCAUCCGACCUGCCAGCUCCCUGCAUGCGGCCCCUGUUUUGUUUGUGAAGAAAAAGGAUGGGGGGCUCAGGCUUUGCACAGGCUUUCGAGGCAUCAGUGCUGUAUCUAUGACCAACGCCUAUCCGAUUCCGUUAAUCAGAGACCUGCUCCGUGUGGUGACGCAGGGUGAGGUCUUCAGCUUCUCCAUAGAGAGAAGCUUCUCAUCGAUCCGAGAGGUGCCAUUUGACAUGGCCACAACCUCUUUUGAUGACCAAUACAACGGCUGCCAGGAUAUGAUGGAGGAUAAGGUGGGGGCUCUCCUCCGCACUGAGUUUGCCGAUACCAUCUAUGCCAAGGUCUGGGAAAAUGCAACUGCCAAGUGGGACGAGAUGAAGGCCUCUGCCUCAGUCCCCAAAGACCUCAAGCCGGAGUACGCCAUCGCGGCCUUGGCCUACACACGGAAAGAGGCCUUCUUAUAUCGCGAUUUAAACAGAGCUGUAAGGAAAGCAGGGGAGAGCGAAGAGUAUUACCUCAGGGCCUUCCACUUCAAGGCCUUCCAUUUCCUCUUGACGAGAGCCCUUCAAGUCCUGCGGGCCAACGCCAGUCCCAAGUGCCACGAAACGUACCGCGGGGUCAGAGGUGCCAGCUUCAUUGCGGAGCCCUCCGAGAAGGCCCGUUUUGGAUACUUUGCUUCCUCCUCGCUGGACAAGGACCAGGCCAUGAGCUUUGGAAAGGACACCUUCUUCACCAUCGAGACCUGCUACGGGGGCUACAUCAAGGAGUUCUCCUUCUUCCCAGAAGAGGAGGAGAUUCUGAUCCCACCCUUCGAGGAGUUCCAGGUGGCAGAGGUCACAGAGACGCCUGACGGGGUCCACAUCCGUCUCAUCUCCGCUGGAAUAUUCAGCAAGUACAACUGUGUAUAUGUCAAAGAUGCAGGUCUGAGCCAUUUAUUUGCUAAUGUCCGAAUGCCCUUCCUCUUCUGGGGAUUUCUUCUCAUUGCUGGUGCCCUUGGAGACCCGGGAUUUCUCUGAACACAGUGUCAGUCUUUCCAUUUCCUAGUAUUUUUCAGAAUCCGCCACUGGGGAUGAAAUGGGGCAAUAAUGUGAAAUGUAAAGGAAACCAGACAUUGGCUUUAGCUACAAUACCUAGCAACAAGUGCCAAAGAGGUUUUUGCAGCCCAAAAUAUGCAGUUAGAUUGAAUUUCAUUAUUAGUUUGCAAUUUCUGAAUUACUCUUUUGCUGCUGCAGUAGUCAUUUAAAUGUCUCACUUGAUGAAAUAAUG
Eublepharis macularius is the source of this 1495-nucleotide messenger RNA. RefSeq names its product erythroblast NAD(P)(+)--arginine ADP-ribosyltransferase-like. The record is from RefSeq and is a predicted model, not a curated record. Lineage: Eukaryota; Metazoa; Chordata; Lepidosauria; Squamata; Eublepharidae. The transcript is spliced from 4 exons. Gene Ontology annotation, molecular function: NAD+ poly-ADP-ribosyltransferase activity; NAD+-protein-arginine ADP-ribosyltransferase activity. The coding region runs from base 1 to 1245 and encodes 414 amino acids.